AUGGAAGCGUAUGAAAUCGACGCGUUAUGGAUUGUGAUCGUGGGCUUCGUGAUGGCAUUUACGGCUGCCUUCACGAUCGGCGCGAACGACGUGGCCAAUUCCUUCGGGACUUCCGUCGGGUCCAAGGUCCUCACCGUCAAACAGGCCUGCAUUCUCGGGGUCAUCUGCGAGACAGCGGGGUCCAUCUUACUCGGCGCCGAGGUUACCGCGGCGAUUGGGUCGGAGAUCAUGAACGAGGCCGUCUACAACGGAACCGAAAAACAGAUCAUGCUCGGCUCCCUGGCGACUUUAGGCAAGCCUUUUCCAUUUGGGACCUCUUCCACUUUUCAUCCUUUUGUCGGGGCGUCGGGCGCCUGGCAGUUGAUAGCGACGUUCUUCCGUCUCCCGAUCUCGACGACCCACGGGGUCGUUGGGUCCAUCAUCGGGUUCAAUCUCGUCGCCAAGGGACUUCCGGCGGUCAAGUGGAUG
Molecule: messenger RNA, 468 nt
Organism: Darwinula stevensoni
Lineage: Eukaryota; Metazoa; Arthropoda; Ostracoda; Podocopida; Darwinulidae
Source: the annotation of a GenBank genome assembly